Molecule: messenger RNA, 908 nt
Organism: Scophthalmus maximus (turbot)
Lineage: Eukaryota; Metazoa; Chordata; Actinopteri; Pleuronectiformes; Scophthalmidae
Gene: ltc4s
Product: leukotriene C4 synthase
Exons: 5
Coding region: 152-604 (150 amino acids)
Biological process (GO): leukotriene biosynthetic process
Cellular component (GO): nuclear envelope; endoplasmic reticulum; membrane
Molecular function (GO): leukotriene-C4 synthase activity; enzyme activator activity; glutathione transferase activity
Source: RefSeq, a predicted model, not a curated record
CCUGGUCAGCAGCUGGUUGGUGUGGUCUGGCCCCGCCCCCCUGCAGGAGUGAGCUGUGGAUCUACUUCCUGCCUGUGGGUCUGUUGUGUUUCUGUUUGUGGCUCGUCCUCGUCCUCCUCGUCCUCGUCCUCCUCGUCGUCUCUCUGCAGACAUGUCGGAGGAGCCCGUCACCCUCGCCGCCGUCACCGUGCUGGCCGUCCUGGAGCAAGCUUAUUUCUCUCUCCAGGUGAUUUACGCCCGGAGGAAGUUCUCCGUGUCGGCGCCCUCCACAACCGGACCGCCGGAGUUUGAGAGAGUCUUCAGAGCUCAAACAAACUGCUCCGAGUAUUUCCCCAUCUUCAUCACCGUCCUGUGGACGGCCGGAGUCUUCUUCAGCCCAGGUGUGUCCUCAAUGUGUGGGCUGCUUUAUCUUUACGGACGCUUCCGUUACUUUCAUGGAUAUUCACAGUCGUCACAGGGACGUCUGGCUCCGAUGUAUUUCAGCGCUCGGGUUCUCUGGGCUCUGAUUGGCUUCUCCUCUGUGGGCGUCGUCCUCUCGUUCUUCCGAGUUUUCCUGGGCGUGGAUCUUCUGCAGCAGCUUCGCUCCGCCCUCGGCCUGCUGUGACGGGGGUCAGAGGUCACCUUGGCUCCGCCCUCCUCUGAUGAUGGGGGUUCAGAGGUCAGGGAGAAGGAGGACAUAAUCUCAUUUUCUCCAGGUGUUGAAAAUUCUGCUUUUCAAUUUAAAGUUUUUCUGAUAAUCUCACAAAACCAAAGAGACGAUCUAAUUAAAUAAUCUAAAUUAAUGACACAAACAUUUUCUCUGUUUAUUUUAUAGUACUCUGUGUGAGAUAUAUUAAUAUUUAAAAGAACCUGUUCUUCUUUAUCAACGUGUGAAUUUCUGAAUUCCUGAAAUAAAGUCACUCGUCUUC